GUGGGUCUGCCGGUCCGUGGACUCCUCGGCGCCAUGAAUAUUUUGCCCAAAAAGAGCUGGCACGUCCGGAACAAGGACAAUGUCGCCCGCGUGCGGCGUGACGAGGCUCAGGCCCGGGAAGAGGAGAAAGCGCGCGAACGGAGGGUGCUACUCGCGGAGCAAGAGGCUCGCACGGAAUUCCUUCGGAAGAAAGCCAGGCAUCAGAACUCUGUAUCUGAGCUAGCAGCAGCAGAGGCAGGAGCCUCAGGUUCUGGCCCGGUGGACCUGUUCCGGGAGCUGCUGGAAGAUGGGAAAGGUGUGACCACAGGCAAUAAAGAGUAUGAAGAAGAAAAGCGACAGGAGAAAGAGAAGCAAGAGAAAGCUCUGGGCAUCCUGACGUACCUGGGACAGAGUGCAGCGGAAGCUCAGACCCAGCCUCCUUGGUACCAGCUUCCUCCAGAGCGAGGGGGCCCCCCACCUGGCCCAAGUCGAGAUGACAAAACCAAGAACCACCUAGACCCUCUGCGCGAGAUGCAGAAGCAUUUGGGGAAGAAAAGGCACAGCAGUGACGAUGGUGGUCGCAGCAGGAAGGAAAAGCGGGCCCUUGAGAAACAGCAGCCCAAAGCAUCCCCUUCCCUAGAGCAGCUUCGAGCUGAACGGCUUCGGCGGGAAGCAGCGGAGAGGGCUCGGGCUGAGGCGCUGCUGGCCGGGCUCAGAGGCAGGGUGCCCCCGGAAGAGCAGCCAGAAGAGGAGGCAGACGAUCGUCGCAGGCGAUAUAAUUCCCAGUUCAAUCCCCAGCUGGCGCGGCGCCCCCGCCGGCAGGAAGCCCCACUUGCUCACUGAGUUCUGGGGUGGGUACAGGACAGGCCGCUGCUGCCAGCCUUCAUAUAAAACUAUUUAUUCAUAAA
Condylura cristata (star-nosed mole) is the source of this 887-nucleotide messenger RNA. It is a transcript of the gene LENG1, whose product is annotated as leukocyte receptor cluster (LRC) member 1. The transcript has 4 exons. Bases 34 to 822 code for a protein of 262 amino acids. The record is from RefSeq and is a predicted model, not a curated record. NCBI's taxonomy places the organism in Eukaryota, Metazoa, Chordata, Mammalia, Eulipotyphla, Talpidae.